Messenger RNA from Hippopotamus amphibius kiboko, 8378 nucleotides. RefSeq names its product upregulator of cell proliferation (gene URGCP). Bases 729 to 3395 code for a protein of 888 amino acids. Lineage: Eukaryota; Metazoa; Chordata; Mammalia; Artiodactyla; Hippopotamidae. The record is from RefSeq and is a predicted model, not a curated record. The transcript is spliced from 8 exons. Gene Ontology annotation, molecular function: GTP binding.
UGUGGGGCGGUGUUCCGCGUGCGGCGCGUCCCGGCGCGGGCGAGCGGAGCAGGCCUGGCGAAACGGAGCGGCCGCGUGGCCGGUUACCUCUCGCCUGCUUUCUGCCGCCCCGCGGGUCAGCGAGGGCCUGGGGAGGCCGGCGGAGAGGGGGGCGCUCGUUGGUUUAACAGGGAGUCGCCGAGCACACGGGAGGUGCCGCGGCCGUGCCCUCUAACCCCCCCCCCCCCACCUCCUGUGUUCCAUCCCAGGCUGUCAUACUCCUGAAAGUAGUGGUUCUGCUUUGAACUUAAUUCUGCGCUUUUGAGAGUGAAAUUGGGUGCAAGUCUAGGACCAAAGGUGUAAUUUGAGACUGUCUCUGACCAACCAGGACAUGUGGUCAACUGUAUGUGAAUGGCUAAGGAAGAUGUGGUGCAUAUAUACAAUGGAAUCCUACUCAGCCACGAGAAAAAAUGAAAUAAUGCCAUUUGCAGCAACAUGGAUGGACUUAGAGAUUAUCAUACUAACUGAAGUCACGUAUUAUACAAAUAAGGUCUGCUCUGCUCCAUCCAGUUCAAUGUGACAGAGAUGGGGGUACUGGAAACAGGAUACUAACUUCUCAAGACCAAGACUACUCCCACACAGGGGAAGGAGUGGGGCAAUGACACUCAGAUUUGGGAGAAGUAGCCCCAGAAAUAAAAGCAUCUGAGAGACGAACAGCUGUGGCCAUUGCAGAUUUGGAAUGGAGAGAAAUGGAAGGAGAUGAUUGCGAGUUUCAUUAUGGAGAUGGUCCGAAUGAGGCUCAGGACAGUGACUUUCCAACAGUGGAGAGGAGCAGACUACAAGAAAUGCUGUCCCUUUUGGGACUAGAGACAUACCAGGCACAGAAACUUAGCCUCCAGGACUCCUUGCAGAUCAGUAGUGAUAGCAUGAAGAACUGGGCUCCUCAGGCUCCCAAAGACUUGCCCUGGAAUUUCCUCAGGAAGCUGCAGGCCCUCAAUGCUGAAGCCAGGAACACCACCAUGGUGCUGGACGUGCCCCCGGACACCAGGCCUGUGGAGAAGGAGAGCCAGGUGGAAGAGGAGAUCAUCUACUGGGACACGGCGGAUGACAUCUCUGCGGACAUCUACUCCUUCUCCGAGCUGCCAACACCCGACACGCCCGUGAACCCCUUGGACCUUCUCUGUGCCCUUCUGCUUUCCUCAGACAGUUUCCUGCAACAAGAAAUCAUGUUAAAAAUGGCCCUCUGCCAGUUUGCACUCCCUCUUGUUUUGCCCGACCCAGAAAACCACUACCACACAUUUCUGCUGUGGGCCAUGAGGGGGACCGUGCGGACAUGGGCGUCCCAGCCCCCAAGGGCAGUGGGCAGCUUCAGAGAAGACAGCGUGGUCCUGUCCCGAGCACCUGCCUUUGCCUUCGUGCGCAUGGAGGUCAGCAGCAACUCCAAGUCCCAGCUUCUGAACGCCGUGCUCAGCCCUGGCCACAGGCAGCGGGACUGCUUCUGGCAUCGGGAUCUGAACUUGGGCACCAACCCUCGGGAGAUUGCGGACGGGCUGGUGGAAAUUUCCUGGUUCCUUCCCAGUGGCAGGGAGGACUUGGACAUUUUCCCAGAGCCUGUCGCCUUCCUGAACCUGAGAGGUGACAUCGGGUCUCACUGGCUGCAGUUUAAGCUCUUGACAGAAAUCUCCUCGGCCGUGUUCAUCUUGACUGACAACAUCAGCAAGAAGGAAUACAAACUGCUGUACUCCAUGAAGGGGUCGGCCACGAAAUACUACUUCAUCCUGAGUCCCUACCGCGGGAAACGAAACACAAACCUGAGAUUUCUGAACAGGUUAAUUCCUGUGCUGAAGAUGGACCACUCGCACGUCCUGGUGAAGGUCAGCAGCACGGACAGCGCGGGCUUCGUGCGCAGGGUCCGCGCCAUCGUGGCGCAUGUCACCCGGUCCCCCUGUAGGAGGGUCUCUGUGGAGGACAUGGCGAACGCAGCCCGCAAGCUGGGGCUGAAGGUGGAUGAGGACUGCGAGGAGUGUCAGCGGGCGAAAGACCGGAUGGAGCGGAUCACCAGGAAGAUCAAGGACUCGGACACCUACCGCCGGGACGAGCUGAGGCUGCAGGGGGAUCCUUGGAGAAAGGCGGCCCAGGUGGAGAAGGAGCUCUGCCAGGUCCAGUGGGCCGGGGACCCUCCUGAGAAGUACAGGGCCGAGCUGAGGCAUCGGUUGCUGGAACUUCGAAUGCAGCAGAAUGGCCACGACCCUGCCUGGGGGGUGCAGGAGUUCAUCUUGGGCAUCAGCAGCCCCUCCCUGGGCGAGAAACAGUACUUCCUAAGGUGGAUGGAGUGGGGACUGGCCCGGGUGGCCCAGCCAAGGCCAAGGCAGUCUCCAGAGAUGAUUCUUACCCUGAGACCAAAGCACUGUGGGGCUGUGGACUUCAGCGAGCCACUCUGGCCUGAGCCUCUGGGGGUGGAGCAUUUCCUGCGGGAGAUGGGACAGUUUUAUGAGGCGGAAAGCUGCCUUGUGGAGGCAGGGAAGCUGCCAGCGGGUCAGAGGCGGUUUGCCCACUUCCCAGGCUUGGCCUUGGAGCUGCUGCUGAAGGGGCUCCCCCUGGAGCUGAUUGACGGGAACACCCUGAGCACCCCGCUGCGCUGGGUCACGGGGCUGCUGAAGGAGCUGCAUGUCCGCCUGGAGAGGAGGUCGCGCCUGGUGGUCCUGUCGGUGCUCGGCGUGCCGGGCACAGGCAAGUCCACCCUUCUAAACACCAUGUUUGGGCUGCGGUUCGCCACGGGAAGGGGCCGUGGUCCUCGAGGGGCCUUUAUGCAGCUCAUUACGGUGGCCGAGAGCUUCAGCCAGGACCUGGGCUGUGACCACAUCCUGGUAAUAGAUUCUGGGAGCUUGAUAUGCGGAGUCCUGACUGAGGCAGGGGAGAGGUUUGAGCGGGAGGCUUCCCUGGCCACUUUGAUUAUGGGGCUGAGCAAUGUCACUGUGGUCAGUUUAGCUGAAACGAGGGACAUUCCACCAGCUAUUCUGCAUGCAUUUCUGAGGCUGGAAAAGACGGGGCACAUGCCCAACUAUCAGUUUGUAUACCAAAACCUUCAUGAUGUGUCUGCCUCUGGCUCCAAGCCGAGAGAGAGGAGGCAGCUCCUGGACCAGUCCAGCGAUGUGAACAGAGCCACAGUGCACAUGGAGAAACAGGGUGACGGAAUUCGGACGCUGGCUGACCUGGCCUUUUGUGACCCUGAGAAGCAGCACAUUUGGCACAUCCCUGGCCUGUGGCAUGGAGUGCCUCCCAUGGCCGCUGUGAGCUUGGGGUACAGUGAAGCCAUUUUUGAAUUGAAGAGAUGCCUGCUAGAAAACAUCAGGAAUGGCCUGUCCAACCAAAACAAAAACAUUCAGCAGCUCAUUGAGCUGGUAAGACGGCUGUGAGUCACUGAAAGAAAAGUCCAGCUGCCAGUGGCCUGCUGUGGGCAGCCUGUUCUGAUGGGGGUGUCCACAUGGGGCUGUGCCCAGCUCCUGAGAGGGGAGAAAAGUGAAAGACGGGGGUUGGGUCUAGAGUUGCCUCCACAGUGUUAGGAAAGAAAGUAACCUCACAGGUCAGCUCAGAGACGUUCUCGGGGGUAUAACAAGCCUGGGGCAGGAGGUGUAGACGCAGGCAGUAACUUAUUCUUUGUCUCCGAACUUUGAGGUCCCUGGUGGUUUGGUCGUUUGUACAGCUACUCUCUGUCUCCUGCCUCUGGAGUGGAGAGUGGCUCCUGUCCACAGCAGCCCAGGCAGAUGGUACCCAGGAUAGGGUUGGGAGGUUGCCCUGAGGAAGCAGAGGUAGGCCUUCCCUCCAACCAGCCUCAGCAUCAGCAUCGGGGACCUGGUCCUGCCCACUGAGGGUACUCUAUGGAUUGACUGACCCCACCCAAGGAAGAGUUCCCGCUGGCUCUUUCACGCCCACAUCACCUUGUUUACACCUCUGCCACAACACUCAACACGCGCAGCGUGACUUACCUGUGCACGUGUCUGCCUCUCCCCUAGACCUGUGAGCUCCUUGAGAGCAGGGGCUGUACAUGACCUAGCUGUGUACCCCCAGGGCCUGGCACACUGUAGGCACUUAAUAAACAUGUGUUGAAUGAAUGAAGUGAAUGCACAGAUGAUAGCAAUGGGCAGGUUCCUCUCUGCACCUUAAUUUUUCUGUUUCUUCAAAGAGGAUAGCAGUGUCUGUCUGAGGGGGUCGCUUACUAGAACACCUGAAAUAGUGGACACCUCAGAAAGGUGUCUUUAAAAAUGCCAUCAUGUCCCCUCUCAUUAAGCAGAGAUCAAUUAUUCAGGCUAUUACUGAACAAAUGAACUAAAUAUCUUCACAGUAACUCCAAGAGAGCUCCAUCAUUACCCCAUUUUAGAGAUGAGGAACGGAGGCCAAGAGCAGUUAAGCAGCUCGCCCAGUCCACAAACCUGCAUUGGCAGAGAGGAGGCGAUGGGGAAGCCGGUGCCCUCGGCUCUGUGCCUCUGCUUCCUGGCCACUCAUCUUCCCCAAACUUCCACAACUUCCAGGCUCACCCCCAGCCAGGCCCCUGGGUGUCAGCCCUUCAUCUCACUUCCAUGCCUCCAGGGCCAGGCCUUCUCCCUGACAUCAUCUGUGGCCCAUUUGACACCAUGAGCCAGAACAUGGAGCUGCUCCUCUGAUGAGUCUCCAGCUGGAAUCUUCGUGCUGGCCCUUUUGAAGGGCCAGGGUCACUUCUCGGAGCCUCAGACCCCAACCCCAGCUGUGUCACUAGUUCUGGGAAUCUCUGCUUGGACCCCAGGGUGUCCUCCCCUCUGUAUUUUGUGAUUUCAGGAAAAUUAGGCACCCGGGUGGUGACCAGGAGCUUCUCCCCGUUCCUUGAACUCCUACCAGAUUCGGAAAGGGAGCCCUCUGGACUGGAACUUUUUCUUGAAUGGCAAGCUCCUCAGCCCCUUCUCUGGCCCCAGGAUGCUCCACCUGCUGCUCCCUUCAUGUUCAGAAUGUUGCCUCUGUGUUGUGGGAGCCCGGCUCUGUUGUGUGAAACAGAGGCUGGAAGAAGUGCUGAAAGUCCAGAAACCUAAUCUUUUGCUAAUAAAUUCAGGAAAACCUUUUCACUUCUGAAACUCAAAAAGAGUUUCUAAUCCUCAGGCACUACAAAUUCAUUUCUUCCUGGAUCAUCAAAUAACACAAAUAUUCAGAUGUUGGUCCACCUGGAAAUCCCAAAACCUCUCCUUACUUUUUUCCCUAGAGCGAUGAAAACUACCCAGUUGCCUCUCUAGCACUGUAGGAAUUUCACCCAGGAUAUUCCUGGGCCCCAAGUUCAGGCACUGGAAAUCUCUCUUACAAUUGUUGUAUAUCAGCCAGUUCCUUUAAAAAUUGAUUCAAGCUAUUCCUGAAAUCUAGAACAGGGAAGCCAGCUUUAGUGGCUCCCUACUGAUCAAGGAUUCCUUACUUUGAGUCUCUCCAUUGUCCAAAGAUAAGGUUCAAUCACUGAAUUCCUGAAAAUUAGGUGUGUGGUUUUUUUGGAAGGGAGAAGGGAGGAGAGUUCAUAGCUUUCAAUAGAUUUUCAAAAGGAUGCAGAAUCCCAGAUGGAUGAAUAAUGCUUAGUAAUCAGGAAAGUUAUUCCAUAUAUCCCCAGGACCUGAGAAACUAUGAAAUCACAUCAAACAUUUGCCCAGUGUAUUUAAACUUUUGAAAAGAGACCAAUCUAAAGACUGAAUGUAACAGACCUUGAGCAAGAGGUUGCCCUGGGCAGCCCCAGGCAGGACUGCCUUGGAGGACUUGUAGUCAAGCAACUGAGGAAUUAUGGAACUGCCUGGGCAGUGCCCACAGACCAUUGCCUCUCUCAGGUGCAGGAACAGGAGAGGUUGCCCUGGAGUGAGUGAUUUUUCCAGAGUCAGUUAUGGUGCUCUCAUCACCCAUUUUUAGGGGUUGAUGUGGAAUUCCAUAACUUGCAAGAGGAGUUCACCUUCAGACCCUGAAGUCAGUGCCACUCUUGUAAUUAAAUGUCCACAAUACUCAGGUCUUGACUGGUGCCCUGGAGCCCAGAACACUAAGCAUCAGUUUACCCUAGCCAUUCCUGGGUUCACCACAGCCAGAGGGCCCCCCUACAUCAGACCUUAAGACAUCUUUAGGGUCUGAGAGGUCACAGAGCUUGCCGUGGGGCUACUGGGCAGUAAUGUCCUUGGAGCCCAGCUUAGUGAUGUGAGCAUCUCUCAGAGAGGGAAGGGUGGCUGGGCUGCUCACAGGGGAUCAGAUACUUUAGGGAAAGCAUGGACCAUGUCAGUGAUCUUGGAUAAAUGGGCCUGGGAGUCUAAGACUGGGCACUAGAGCGCCUGCCCCUCUCCCUGGAGACAGGAAAUAGCUCCCUCCGCAUGCGGAACUGGAGGCCUCCUUCUGAACUUGGCUUUGCUUCCUGCUAAUCACGUGGCCCUUGAGCAAAGUCAUUCAACUUCUCUAAUCCUUAUCCCUCACUGCUAGCACCUACUCUGUGGUGAGUGCACAAAAGCUGGUUUUGGAGGAGCCAGUCUGUGUGCACAAGUGAGGCACCUGAAGCUGUGUCUACACCAGUUUGCGCACCCACGAGGCUUGUGCAAAGGAAGCUGCCUGCCUUCGACAUCAACCUCAGACAUUUUAACAGGCCAAACAGGAUUCAUCUUGUAAUCGAUCAGUGGUACCUUAACAUUAGUUUGAAGCCUUUUCUCUUUCUUAAUGGUAAAGUAGUAUCUUCUAAUUGAUGUUAUCUUAGAUUUACUGAAACAUAUUAUCUAGUAGGGCUGGUGUUGAGAAACCUGUACCAAUGUAAACUUGGUCUGGUAGCUCUCCCCAGCUCCUCCGAUGUGAAUUAGCCCAGUAAGGAAAAAUCCUCUCUCUUUUUGAGUAAUUAAAAAAAAAAAAAAAGAUUUUCACUACAAACUUAUCCUGAGUUCCUAAAACUUCAACAAAAUUACAUCAGAGUGCAGCCGUACAAGUACCGAUAAGUCAGAACCACAGAAGAGAGAGCCAAGGUGACCUUGAUCCUGACUUCUGUGACUUUCCAUGCCUCAUCCACAGCACCCACACUCUGGACUCUAUGCUUCAUUCAUGCUCUGUCUGCCUGGGGCCUCCUUUCACCGGUUCUUGGUUAGGCUGGCACUUCUUCAGGACAGACUUUGAUAGCAGCCCCCCCCCCCAUUCUACCACCCAAGGGGGUCAUGGUCCUUAUCUAGGCUUCUUUCACUUGUCAGAUUCUCUGCCCUCUCCAUCAGAAGGAAGGGUAUCAAGCCCGUUUUUUGUGUCCAGGUCUAGCACAGCAUCUGAGAACCAGGAAGGGAGGUCUCAAUGGCUGUCACACAUGAGGCCCACUCCUCCUAUGCAUCUACUCUAAGCUUUGGAGUUCUGACUUUCAGCCCAGGGUAGCAGUGUGGGGAAGGGUGUUUGUAAUUUGGUUCCACUCUCGGGAGACUAGACUUCCUUAGUGUGCCAAAGCUGAAGUCAGUAAUGAUAGCUUGGGACCUUCUUCCUGUGCCUCAACAGAAGGAGAAUGGGGGUAGGAGAAUGGAGCAGGGGCUCAUGGGGAAACAUGGAAUUAAACCCCUUUGGCUGGACUUUCCUGGUGGCACAGUGGUUAAGAAUCCGCCUGCCAAUGCAGGGGACACGGGUUCGAUCUUGGAUCUGGGAAGAUCCCACAUGCUGCGUAGCAACUAAGCCUGUGUGCCACAACAACUGAGCCUGGGCUCUAGAGGCUGUGAGCCACAACUACUGAGCCUGAGUGCUGCAACUACUGAAGCCCAUGCACCUAGAGCCCAUGCUCUGCAACAGGAGAAACCACCACACUGAGAAGACCGUGCACUGCAAUGAAGAAUAGCCCCUGCUCACCACAACUAGAGAAAGCCCGAGCGUGGCAAUGAAGACCCAACGUGGCCAAAAAAUAAAUAAAAGGAAAAAAAAAAACCCAUUUGGCUACGUAUGCAAGAGAAGACAAUUCAAGAUUCUAACUUGGUUUCAGUGUUGUUUGGCUGUUCCCAGAAUAAAGGUUUCGAGAACCUCUGGGAUUCUUCUUGGUGAAUGGAUUUUCUCUUCUAGGAGAAAACAAAUUAACAAGAGUAAUAAAAAACCCAUAGGUUUACAAAACGUCAAGUGUCAGCAGUUCUGAAUUAGAAUAAGUCCACCUUGUGAGGAGAACCAGCCUGAGUGGAGCUGUCUCCACUAACCCCACAGCCAACAGGAAGGCAGACGUCUCUGCCUGGGGCACCUCUCCCUGAGGCUGGAUUCUGGUGAGUUCCAGGAAACAUGCUAGGCUGGACUGUGCUCUGCAAGUCCAGGUAGGCCCAGAGUCUCUCUCUCUCACACAGUCCACAGCCUGGCCAGUGCUCUAUCCUUUGAUACAGGUGAGCCCUCGGGCUGCACUAGACCCACUGGACAGACAGUCUUCAAAAAAU